AUGACCCAUAUCGAUGACCGUAUACAAACAAAUUAUUUUUCUUUAUUUCUCUCCUAUUUUGAUUGCAAUCUUUUGUAUUAUCAUCAUUUACUUUUUCUUUCUUAUUCUUCCUACCUUCCUUUCUUUUUCUCUCCUUCCCUAACUUUCUCCCUUCCUUUUUUUCUUUCAUUCCUUCUUUCCAUCUUUCUUUCUUUCUUCUUUCUUUCUUUUCUUCCUUCUUUCUUUCCUUCUUUUUAUCCUCCUUUCCUAACUUUCUCCCUUCCUUCUUUCUUUCAUUCCUUCUUUAUUUCUUUCUUUCUUUCUUUCAUCAUUCUUUUCUUCUUCCUUCAUUCCUUUCCUCUUCUUUCUUUCUUUCCUUCCUUUUAUCCUUCUUUCCUACCUUUCUCCUUUCUUUCUUUCUUUCUUCCUUCAUUCUUUUCCUCUUCUUUCUUUCCUUUGUUCUUUCUUUCUUUCCUUCCUUUUAUCCUUCUUUCCUACCUUUCCUUCUUUCUUUCUUUCUUUCUUCAUUCUUUACCUCUUCUUUCUUUCCUUUCUUCAUUCUUUUCCUCUUCUUUCUUUUAUCCUCCUUUUCCACGUUUCUCCCUUCCUUCUUUCUUCAUUCUUUACCUCUUCUUUCUUUCCUUUCUUCAUUCUUUUCCUCUUCUUUCUUUUAUCCUCCUUUUCCACGUUUCUCCCUUCCUUCUUUCUUUCAUUCCUUCUUUCCAUCUUUCUUUCUUGCUUCCUUUCUUAAUUCUUUUCUUCUUCCUGCCUUCCUUCUCUUCUUUCUUUCUUUCUUUUUUUCUUUCUUUCUUUCUUUACUUGCUUUCUUUCUUUUGUUCUUUCUUUCUCUCCUCCUUCUCUUCUUUCCUCUUUUCUUUUCUUCCUUGCUUAUUUCCUUUCUUCAUUUCCUCUAAACUUGCCAAUAAGCAACCUUGUGAUAAACUGGAUAUUCCUGAAUUUUGGUUGCCAUCACUCAAGAUGACUUUGCAAUUACCAUCUUCUUACUCCAAGAUUAUUUGA
Messenger RNA from Acanthosepion pharaonis, 999 nucleotides. NCBI's taxonomy places the organism in Eukaryota, Metazoa, Mollusca, Cephalopoda, Sepiida, Sepiidae. The record is from the annotation of a GenBank genome assembly.